Oxyura jamaicensis (ruddy duck) is the source of this 2376-nucleotide messenger RNA. RefSeq names its product RAB11A, member RAS oncogene family (gene RAB11A). The transcript has 5 exons. NCBI's taxonomy places the organism in Eukaryota, Metazoa, Chordata, Aves, Anseriformes, Anatidae. Gene Ontology annotation, molecular function: GTP binding; GTPase activity. Gene Ontology annotation, biological process: exocytosis; neurotransmitter receptor transport, endosome to postsynaptic membrane; melanosome transport. Bases 119 to 769 code for a protein of 216 amino acids. The record is from RefSeq and is a predicted model, not a curated record. Gene Ontology annotation, cellular component: postsynaptic recycling endosome; axon; transport vesicle.
GGAAGUGCUCGGAGCUGCUCCGGAAGGAGCCGGCUGUGGGAGGGCGCAGAGGCGCGGAAGCGGCUGCAGGGAGGGGCCCGGCUCCCUCUGCCCGUCCCCGGCCUUCGGCGUCCGCACCAUGGGCACCCGCGACGACGAGUACGACUACCUCUUCAAAGUUGUGCUUAUUGGAGACUCUGGAGUAGGCAAGAGUAACCUCCUGUCUCGAUUCACUCGCAAUGAGUUCAACUUGGAGAGCAAAAGCACCAUUGGAGUAGAGUUUGCAACAAGAAGCAUUCAAGUUGACGGGAAGACAAUCAAGGCUCAGAUAUGGGACACAGCAGGGCAGGAGCGAUACCGCGCUAUAACAUCAGCGUACUAUCGAGGUGCUGUAGGGGCGUUACUGGUGUAUGACAUCGCUAAGCACCUCACCUACGAGAACGUGGAGCGAUGGCUGAAGGAGCUGAGAGACCAUGCUGACAGCAAUAUUGUGAUCAUGCUUGUGGGAAACAAGAGUGACUUGCGCCACCUGAGAGCAGUCCCUACAGAUGAAGCCAGAGCUUUUGCAGAGAAGAAUGGUUUGUCAUUUAUCGAGACAUCUGCUUUAGACUCUACAAACGUGGAAGCAGCUUUCCAGACUAUUCUGACAGAGAUCUAUCGUAUUGUUUCCCAGAAGCAAAUGUCCGACAGACGUGAAAAUGAUAUGUCUCCAAGCAACAACGUGGUUCCCAUUCAUGUCCCUCCAACCACUGAAAACAAACCAAAGAUGCAGUGCUGUCAGAAUAUAUAAGAAAUGUUCAUUCUUUCCUAAAAGGCUGUGUAUAUUCCCCAGGUCCAAGAUUUAAAUAUAUUUGUAAUUCUUGUGGUUACUUUCUCGUGUUCAGUUACUGCUUACUCCUGAAUUUCUCCAUGUCUUAACCACUUUGAUUUCAUUGUUUAUAAAUCUCUUGCUUCUACGUGGCUGCAGUAUUUUCCCAACUCCGACUUGUCGGUUUUGGUUCAGUAUGUUGUUUGGAACCGAACUGAUCUCUUUCCAAUGUGAUGCCUGCUAGACAGAGCACAGACACAUUUAGCGAGCACCUGAAGAUGUUAUUCUGCUCCUCGCAAAACAAUUAUUGUCAGGAUACCUAGGAAAAUAUCUCUGGGCAGGAGAUCUUGCCUUGUCUUAAGGUGUUGUAUACUGCAUCUAAAGCUUGAUGAAAUGCCUGCUGCUCUGAAGUGCAAUUUUAAUGUAAAGCUAAAUGUUUUUGGCUACAUCUUCAGAUUGUCAAGUUGAGGAUUUUCUGUAGAACAUUAUGGGGGGGGAAGAGAAUUUCUUGCAAACAAGCAGCAGGGUUCUUGCUACCUGUGAAUGAGCUUUUGUGGUUUGGCACCCGCUGCAAAGGAGGCUGUGGUGUGAGGCAGAGCUGCUGGAGGCUGGCCGGGGAGAGGCUGGUGGGACUCUGUGCGAGGUGCCUCCAGUGAAGUAAGGAAAAACACGAGCUAAAGCACGAGCUGUGUCGCUAGCUGAGGGUCGCUCUAACACUGGAACUUGCAGCGUGAUUGUGUGUUGCCUGAGACUUGGCCUCCACAGUGCCGGUGGUAUCAGGAUUUGAGGAUGCCUUUUUCCUUUCAUGGCACACAGACGUGAAGGGUGUUGUCACACUGCAUAUCACAUAUAUUAGUACAUGCCACACGUUAAUAUAUUCAAAUGCUAGAGUUGAUGAAUCAGUAAUUUCUACAACCUGGUCUUAGUUUCCAGUUCUGUUUCCUCUAGUAUUUCUCAAUAAUUCCAAUGGCUUGACACAUGGUCUUUAACAAAAAAACAUCUGGAGUAUUUCCCAUUGGAUGCAUUCAUUCUGUAGUCUGUCGCUCAGUACAAAUCAUCCGUUCAAUUAGCUUGUUCAGGGAUACAUGAACUGUGCCUUCUGUCGCUACACUCUGAAACCACUGCGUAUUACACAGGAUGUGCUAUUCCCAAACAUGCCCUUAAUACUGAGAUUUGGGGGCUUUUGGCACUGCAUUUCUACUGGAUUUAAAGAGCUGUUUGUUGUAUAAACGCCUGUGGUUGUUUAUACAACGGCAGGAAGCUAAUUGUAGGGGCCCUUUCUCAAACUCUGAUAUGACCCACUUGGAACAUCCACAUUUGGGUAGGCACUACCAGCUGCAUUUCUUACCCAACCUUUCUGUCUUGCGGUGCUCAUGAUGUGUAAGGCACACGGAAGGCAUUGCUGUAGUCGGUCACUUGUUUUAUUUAAUCCAUUUCUCCUCCUAGUAUUAGUUCUGAAGAUGCUCUUUUGAUCUGUUUGUAAAUUACUUUGUAUUUUAUGCAUGUACUGUAACUUGAUUCAUUAUUUUUUUAGAUUGAUUUAAAAUAUAUUCAUCCAUGAUUCUAAUAAAGAAUUACAGGGGACGACA